UUUCUUGCAUGUGAGCCGCCCCACUCACCAGUCUGGGGUUACUGUUAGGGUGGCAGGGGACACCAGCUGAUCUACCCCUUCAGGGCUUUCCUGGGACUCAGGUGGCCGUGUUCCGAAGGGAUCUGCGCCUUUGGAAGUCAGAGCACUUCCUUGGGGCAUAGUGUAUUCUGAGCAUGGCCAUAACCAGUUCAGGAUGUCCAUCCUGGAGCGACUGGAGCAGAUGGAGAGGAGGAUGGCCGAGAUGACCGGCUCCCAGCAGCACAAGCAGGCGAGCAGCGGAGGCGGCAGUGGCAGCGGCAGCGGGAGUGGCGCCGGAGGGGGCCAGGCCCAGUGUGCGUCGGGCGCCGGGACCCUAGGGAGCUGCUUCGAGAGUCGUGUGGUUGUUGUCUGUGAAAAGAUGAUGAGCCGUGCCUGCUGGGCCAAGUCCAAGCACCUGAUCCAUUCGAAGACCUUCCGUGGAAUGACCCUCUUACACCUGGCUGCUGCCCAGGGCUACGCCACCCUGAUCCAGACCCUCAUCAAAUGGCGCACAAAGCAUGCAGACAGCAUUGAUUUGGAACUGGAAGUUGAUCCUCUGAACGUGGACCACUUCUCCUGUACUCCUCUGAUGUGGGCCUGCGCCCUGGGGCACUUGGAAGCGGCUGUGGUGCUCUACAAGUGGGACCGCAGGGCCAUCUCCAUCCCCGACUCUCUGGGACGGCUGCCUCUGGGAAUUGCCAGGUCGCGGGGCCACGUGAAGUUAGCAGAGUGUCUGGAACACCUGCAGAGAGACGAGCAGGCCCAGCUGGGACAGGCCUCCCGGAUCCACUGUGCCCCAAGCGAGGAGCCAGCCACAGACAGCUGGAUGACCCAGUGGCAGAGGGAGGCCAUGAGCCCUCCAGAAAUACCCAAAGGAGUCACCGUCAUUGCGAGCACCAACCCAGAGCUGAGAAGACCUCGGUCUGAACCCUCUAAUUACUACAGCCCCGAGGGCCACAAAGAUUAUCCGGCUCCCAAAAAGCAUAAGUUGAACCCCGAGUCCUUCCAGGCAAGGCAGGAGAAGCUGCUCUGCACUGCACUGAGUCUGGAGCAGCCAAGUAUCAGGAAACAGAGCCCUAGGCCUAAGCAGUCCUCCCCCGAGACAAUGAGCCCCAGUGAAGGAGUGAGGGAGCGCAGCCGGGAAGACUCCUCCCCUCCCUCUCCAGACACUGCAGCAGCCCACGCGUCUGCACCUCAGCCUGUAGUAAAGUGGAGUUCCAAAGAUCUUUACGUUGGUGUGUCUACAGUGCAGGUGACUGGAAAUCCGAAGGGGACCAGCGUAGUAAAGGACGUGGCGCCUUCACAGGUGCGUCCGAGGGAACCAAUGAGCGUCCUGAUGUUGGCUAACAGAGAGGUGGUGAAUACAGAGAUGGGGGCCUACCGGGAUAGGACAGAGCACGAGGAAUGCUCCCAGCCCAUGGACGAUAUUCAGGUGAACAUGAUGACCUUGGCGGAGCACAUUAUCGAGGCCACACCAGACCGAAUCAAGCAGGAGAACUUUGUGCCCAUGGAGUCCUCAGCCUUGGAAAGAACAGACCCGGCCACCAUUAGCAGUACAAUGAGCUGGCUGGCCAGUUACCUAGCUGAUGCUGACCGUCUGCCCAGUGCUGCCCACAUCAGGAGUGCAUACACUGAGCCCCUAACUCCGUCUUCUAAUGCCAGCUUGAGCCCUGCGAGCUCUCCAGUCAGUGAAGUGGCUUUUGAGAAACCCAGCCUUCCCUCUGCGGCAGACUGGUCAGAAUUCCUGAGUGCGUCCACCAGCGAGAAGGUGGAGAAUGAGCUUGCCCAGCUCACUCUGUCCGACCAUGAGCAGCGAGAACUCUAUGAGGCAGCCAGACUUGUCCAGACAGCCUUCCGCAAGUACAAGGGCAGACCCCUGCGGGAACAGCAGGAAGUGGCCGCUGCUGUCAUCCAGCGCUGUUACAGGAAGUACAAACAGCUGACAUGGAUAGCCUUGAAGUAUGCACUUUACAAAAAGAUGACACAGGCGGCAAUCCUCAUCCAGAGCAAAUUCCGAAGUUAUUACGAGCAGAAGCGGUUCCAGCAGAGCCGGCGUGCCGCAGUGCUGAUUCAGAACUUCUACCGGAGUUACAAGAAGUGCGGCCGGAGACGGCCAGCCCGCAGGACCGCGGUCAUUGUGCAGCAGAAGCUUAGGAGCAGUUUGCUGACCAAAAAGCAGGACCAAGCUGCUCGGAAGAUAAUGAGGUUUCUGCGUCGCUGUCGCCACAGAGUGAAAGAAUUGAAAAAGGCCAAGGAACUUGAAGACAUACAGCAGCAUCCCUUAGCAAUGUGACAUUGCUUCUCAGACUCUUUCCAUUUCUGUUUUUAGCAGAGACAUGCAACAACAACACACACGCUCGUGCACACAUAUACACACACACAUACACACACACACAAUCCCUCUGCAGUUCUGGGGAGUCAGCUGCAGGAUUUUAACGAGAAUGUUUGGUCAUUACAUUUGCACUCUCAUGGACAACUUUUAAUUUGAUCAGCAAGACAUCUUGGAACUCAAAUCUUCUGUUGGAUCACAGGAAAAAAACAAGACACCAGGAGGAACUGGAAGGGCUUCAUCUUAGGAGGAAGCCUCUUUCCUUGUCAUUAGGGCUGUAUUCAAACAUCGUGUGGAACUGUACAAAUAUUUAUACCAAAAAUAUAGAUAAGAACAGGCGGGGCGACGUCAGCCCCACGAGGAGCGCUGCGCCUGCACCUGCGGUGACUUCCAAGAAGCUGAAUCCUUGGUUCUCAGUGGAGGGCUUAGAUCACCCGAGUCGUUCAAGUCUGCCUGUCCUCAUCUCCUUCACUGUUCGCUUUUGAGUUUCCGUUUCGGUUUUUUUUUUCCUCCUUUCCGUCCGUUGGUUCGUCCGUCCGUUCGUUUGAAUCUCUACAGCACACUUAAUGCAACUUUUAAAAUCUGCAGGUUUUUAAUGUCUUGUGAAAAUUUGCAGAGGGGUGGGUGUGUGGUAAACGGGUAAUGCACGGGAAAUAAUGAGAAACAGCUUAUGGGAUUUAAAUUCAUUUUCUUGCCCCCCCCCCCCAACACCUCCCAGGAACCUGCAAGGAUAGUAACUAUCCUGUCCCUUCUCAUGGUCAGCACUUUAGUUUGUCUGCCCCACUCUCUUGAAGUGAGGAUUACUUAAGACUUGGUAACGCAUGUAGCCUUUUUUAGUAACCUUGGAAACUGUAGUAAUUCCAAGGGAUCAUAAACCUUGCCUGGACAUUUGCCACCUAAACGACCAGUGUGGUGCUGCAUUCUGGCCAGUAAAUUCCAUGUUUUGGCUCUAUCUCAUCCAAACGGAGUGGUUUCUGUGUAUAUACAAAAGGUAGAAAUGAAGAAGAAGAAAAAAAAGCAAGAAAAUAUUUGAAAGGGGUUAUAUUAAUUGCUAAAUAUUUUAUUCAGAGAGGUCAAUAACAUGGCAAGAUGAAAUUAUUUGUAUAGUUUUGUCUGAAUGAGCGAGAACAAUGUGGAUGUAUUGUUUGUAUAUAUUGUAUAUAUUAAAACAAAGAUGUGCAUGAAAUCAAGAAAAAGAACAAAAGCAAAGCAUUAGUGGCUAUGGUCUGUAAAAUGAAACAAAAAAAACUUUAUUUCACUAUAAGAGUACUUUAUUUUAAAUGUUCUGUAGAAGAACAUUUUGCUAAAGCAUGACCUGCAAAAAAUAAAAAAGGAGCUACUGUAUUUAGACUUAGGAAAAGAGGCAGAGUAGCAUUACUUAAAAAAAAAAAAAAAAGGAUAUGUUUACAUUUAAUUUUGGCUAUCAGGAGUUUAUUUUAUUUUAUUUAAAAAAAAUUUUUUGCCAAAGGUGCCAAGUAAUGUGAAUGCUAAUAUUGCUUAUGAAAAUUAAGUUACUUUUGCAAAAUAGAUAAUCAUAAGAUGAAUCCUUAGAGACCUUAACACCAUCCACUCACACCAACAAAGAACAUUAGGAUGAUCAAUGUUUAACAAAAAAAAAAAAAAAAAUUUAGGACAAAAUGAGAAAAACAACAUGUUUUCAUAUCUCCUGCUGGAAAUUUUUUAAAAAAUGAAUAAAAAUUGCUCACUCGACAAAAUAAAAGCAAAACCCGGUGGAGAUUGGUGUUGACGGAAGGGUGCCACGGUACAGUACUUUCCAGGUAAUGAGGAGCCAAAGAAAUCCAAUGCUUUCAAAGCUAACCUAUGAGAGAACCAAUUUUACAUUUGCUAAUGCCAGUUUAAAAUUCCCAGGUUAAGUGUGAGAAUUGGUUGGUAUGAGAUUCUUUUUUUUUUUUUUAUAAAAAAAAAAAAAAAACAAACCAACAUGGUUCUGGCUGCCAACCGUGAGUUAAAACUCGAGGCUUGUUGUGAAGCCUAAAAAUAUUCACAAAUGAGCUUUAAGCUGGUGUCUUCAGAAGGAAGGUAGAAACAAAAGGAUUGUGGUUAAAAAAAAUAAAAACUGGGGUCAGUGCUCUCGGUGCCUUUUCUAUAAUUGUACUUGUUUUUUAAUUACUUCCUUUCACUGCCAACCUCAAAUUACUGUACAGUACAUGUCUUUCUGCUUGUGAUCAGCUUGGAACAGCAACAGCCCCACAGCUAGGAGCCACCUGUACAUUUGUAAUCUGACCCGACCCAAUUUUGUUUUUACAUGUGUGGGUUAUGUUGCAGCUGUUGCAAUCCUCAACCCCCCUACCCCCGCCCCUGCCAUAUCUAUUAUUUUACACAAUUUGACCUGUCUGAGGACACUGAGUAAUUUACAUAAACAAUUGUAUUCAUAACAGGAAAUAGAAUGUAAAGCCAGCUCUUUUCAGAAUAUCCUAUCUCAAUCAUGGAUUUGGAUACAUUUCCUCCAUUGCUUAUGGUUCAGAUGACCAAUCAUUUGACCAGAGCAAAGACCUCAGUGGAUUUGCUUCAACCCUCACAUUUUUUUUUAAAUGUCUCACAUGCCACAUUAGCUGAAUAAGUUAGAAAAUUUUGGAAGAUAGAGACUUACAUAGAAUUAGGAAGUUCUUAUGGAGGGGAUAGAAGUAGGGUCAAAACCUACCAGUACAACUGUGAAUUCUAGGUGAGGUCGAAGCGUACUUCCACUGACACAAAGCAUUUCUGACCACCUUUUGAUUGUGACUCUUAAUUUUGAAUAUAAGGUGAUAGGUAGGCGCAGCUUUCUUGGAUAAUCUGAAUUCCCAAGUGCCAGGAGUAGGAUUUCAUGAUAAAAUUAAUAGCUAAUCUUAUUCUGUCUCCUGAAGAUUUAAUUGCUAUCCUUGUUACCCAUUCAAAAUCAGCUGUACUGUGUGAAUGAAAUAAAGACAUUAAGACGAACCCCUUUCUGGCUGCACGGUCGCUUAUGGCAGUUCCACACAGUAGUUGGCGCCCAACGGGGGGUCCCUGAGACUUGCAUGUAAAACUAGUCUAGAUGUCUUCUUUUUUUGUAAGUUUUAUUUUUGUAAUUGUGCAUGUAAAGCAUCAUUGAUUCAAUGGAUCUGUUGAAGAACUCAGCUGCUGGAAACCAUGCAAAAUGUUUUGAAUUGCCCUUAAAAAUAUGGAAAAUGUUUUCUGAAUGCUUUAUAUUCUUUCUGCUGUAAAUUAAAAAUGAAGAAAAUUUCCCCAUA
Molecule: messenger RNA, 5574 nt
Organism: Apodemus sylvaticus (European woodmouse)
Lineage: Eukaryota; Metazoa; Chordata; Mammalia; Rodentia; Muridae
Product: calmodulin-binding transcription activator 1
Exons: 13
Coding region: 194-2311 (705 amino acids)
Biological process (GO): regulation of transcription by RNA polymerase II
Cellular component (GO): nucleus
Molecular function (GO): protein binding; double-stranded DNA binding; transcription coregulator activity
Source: RefSeq, a predicted model, not a curated record